CAAACAUUAGCAAAGCGGGUGCAAGCGAGCAAUAGCAAUAGGUUUAAAGCAGUGUAACUCUUUUUUAAUAUAUUUUUGCCCUUUUGCGCGGUCACAAUGUCUGACGAGGAGGAGGACUAUAUGUCUGAUGCAUUUCUCAGUAAAAUGCAAGAUGUGAAACCAGGUGUCAGCAUGUUGAGGCGAGUAAAAGAAACAAUGAAGAAGGAGGCACAACAGAAGGAGAACAACAUCAAGAAUCGUCAAAAGACCUUCAAAGAGCAAGAGAAGGAGAGCCGAGAAGCAGCUUUACACAGCUCUAUCAGCAAUGAGAACAAGGGCUUUGCACUUCUGCAGAAAAUGGGCUACAAAGCUGGCCAAGGCCUCGGAAAACAGGGAGCAGGAAGAGUUGAUCCAAUUCCAUUAAAUAUCAAAACCGACAGAGGAGGCAUUGGAAUGGAGGAGGUGAAAAAGAGAAAAGCAGAGGAGGAGCUUGAACAUUAUCGACAGAAAGUACGAGCCAAACAACAGAACGAGACUAAAUCUCUGGAAGAUUUUAGAUCAAGAGUAAGGACAGAGAGAGAGGAGCGUAAGAUUGAAGGAGAUCUUAGGAGGAGUCAGCGAUCCUGUGAGCAGCUUGACAGUCAGAAGGGUAUCGCAGUCCCCAGGGAAGACUGGUACUGGCCUAAAGAAGAGGCUGAUGAUGAGGAAGAUGAGCCUAAGGAGGAGGAGGAGGAAGAAGAAGAAGAGGAGGAAGAGGAGAUUGUGGAAUUAACUUCCUUUGACAAACUGCAAAUUUUGACAUCCUAUUUACGUGGGGUCCAUUUUUACUGCAUAUGGUGUGGGACCACCUAUAAUGAUGAAGAGGACUUGUGCUCUAACUGUCCUGGAGACACAGCAGCAGAUCAUGAAUGAGCUUGAUUAACAAAAAAAAAAAAAGUACUUCAAAGGGAAAGGGCAGUAACAAGUGUUUGACCAUGGAAACAUUAUACAUAUUAAAUGAGUGCAGACAGCAUAUUACAACGUGAAACAUCAACAUCAUCAACAUCAUCAUCACGUACAUUGAUCAGAUUUGAAUAUGAUCUCCAGCUCUGGAAGGACGUUGCUGUUUAUGCUGUUUGCUAGAGGAUGUUCUGGUUCUUACAUUUUUCUUUUCAUUUGGAAAUGAUGUGGAAAAGUUAGGAUGUGUUGUAUUGUUUAUAUUUUGAAUAGAUGUACAGUGAUGUCUGGGGCAUUUUUCAAGAGUAAUUGUGUACCUGUGUUUUCAAUGUUUUUAGAAUUCUACAUUAUCUUUUGUUUUUACCUUAUGUUACAUUAAAUGCAAUUGGGUUUGAUUUACCUAACAAAUGUAAAUAAUGUAAUAUAAAUAUGAUACAGCCAUUUUGCCUUCGUGUGUUUGUACUGUAGUUCAGUUGUGACUUUCUAGGUCUUAAAAUUAUAAGAUUGGAAGAGACUAAUAUAUUAUUGACUCAAUAAGAUUUUGACAAAAGUUACACAAAUGGUAACAACUUUAGAUAGGGUCACAUAAUAUGUAACUUACCUAAAACUGUGAC
Scomber japonicus (chub mackerel) is the source of this 1529-nucleotide messenger RNA. It is a transcript of the gene gpatch11, whose product is annotated as G patch domain containing 11. Gene Ontology annotation, cellular component: kinetochore. NCBI's taxonomy places the organism in Eukaryota, Metazoa, Chordata, Actinopteri, Scombriformes, Scombridae. The record is from RefSeq and is a predicted model, not a curated record. Bases 97 to 891 code for a protein of 264 amino acids. Gene Ontology annotation, molecular function: nucleic acid binding. The transcript has 8 exons.